AUGACACAAGGUACUUCCAUCUCUAGAGCUCCUCACAGUAGCAUCUGCCCCUCUCCUUGUCCCUACCAGCCAGACUCUGCUGACAGCAUCAAGAAUUACCCUUCUCCCCAUCCCCAGCUGAGGCCACUGUCUCCAGAGCCCAUGCCUGGAGACUCCCUUCCCCAGCCAGGCUUCAGCACUGAGGCUUUUGCAGCCAUGAAGCAACUGCACCUGAGCAGAGCAGGGACAGCAGAUGGAAUCCCAGAUCCAUCUCCUGGAUCCCAGAUACCCAGAACACUUCAUCAUUACCUGGGCUGCCUGGCCAGUCUUCCUGGAUGGCUCCUCGCUCUAGCUCCUCUCUCUCCCUUCAGGAGUUGUUUCCCCUGCAUCCUGUUAUUACCACUUCUUGUACCAAAUAACUCCCCCAAUAUUACUAAUGAUCACUCAGAUUAUAUCCUGAGACACAUCUACGGUGCCUCAUGCCCAGCUCCCCAUCACCAAAAGCUCUCCCUGACCCUUGACUCUGGGGCAGGGUGA
Rangifer tarandus platyrhynchus (Svalbard reindeer) is the source of this 516-nucleotide messenger RNA. The record is from the annotation of a GenBank genome assembly. NCBI's taxonomy places the organism in Eukaryota, Metazoa, Chordata, Mammalia, Artiodactyla, Cervidae.